Molecule: messenger RNA, 657 nt
Organism: Blepharisma stoltei
Lineage: Eukaryota; Ciliophora; Heterotrichea; Heterotrichida; Blepharismidae
Source: the annotation of a GenBank genome assembly
AUGAAAAGUAGAUAUCAAAAACAAGAUGAACUUCACAAAUACUCAGCACUGAGCGAAGUGAUGCUGAGGCUGAAAAAGAAAGGAUAUAUAGAUCAAUUGCAAGAGGUGUUACUAACUAUUUAUUUAAAUGAGCGAAAAGAAGAUGGUAUUUACUCUGAUAAGCUCAAAGAAGGUGUUCAAAUGAUAAUUAAUGGCUUAAUAGAAGAAAUCUGGAAAGAUCACACUCCUGCUCCAACCAAUUUUUCAACUCCAUCAACUCCAGAGCCUGCUAGAACAGUGCAGUUGAAAGUCCCCAGCAAUUUAUCAAGAAGAACUCCAUCCUUAGGCUCUUCAAGUCAAACUCCUACACCUAUCCCCCAAAAAAACUCUGUAUAUACCCUUCUAUUAAGAAACGAAAGUGAAAUUGUAAGCUUUUCAGAAUUCAAUACCAUCACUGGCCCAUCUACUUUUGGAAAAGCCAAACGAGAACUUAAACUAGAAGUCCGAAAUAACUCCCCUGGCCCAGCUGCCUACAAAUCAGAUCCUUUAGUUGUCAAGCAAAAGCCUCCUCAAGUUGUAAUGCCGAAAUCAGGAAAACGUGUUGAUUUUGUUACAAACACAGAUAUUCCUGCACCCAACCUUUAUUAUCCUUCUAAAAGGUUUAUCUCAAAGAGGUAA